Messenger RNA from Podarcis muralis (Common wall lizard), 1288 nucleotides. RefSeq lists its product as uncharacterized. The record is from RefSeq and is a predicted model, not a curated record. Lineage: Eukaryota; Metazoa; Chordata; Lepidosauria; Squamata; Lacertidae.
UCGCGAGUUAGUUGGGAGGAGUUGGCUGAGAUAGAAGUGGGACGGAGGAGCAAGCAAUCUAGCUAGCUACGGAGCGAGCGAGCGAGCGGCCAACAGGGGAGAUAGGUGUAGACUUUUCUUUUAUUUGCUUCAACUUUUAUUUUAUUUGCUUCAACUUUAUCAUUUCAUUUUUCAUUUGGAUAUUUUGUGCACACAUUUUAGACGGAGAGGAGUAGCAGUAGGGUUAGAGGCAAAGUUCGGAGUUACUGUUGCGUGAGGAUUUUUAAGGAGUUUAUUUUAAACCGGAGCGGAUUUCACCUGGAGAAAUGGCCAGCAUCGUCAAUCUGUUCAGGAGACUGAGGGACAUGGUAUUCGGCGAGAGGCCUGAGCCCAAGAAGUCCAGGGCUGCUGUGCGCCCAGAUGAUUCGGUGACUGUCAGGCCUGUGGUAUCACGUGCGCAACAGGAGAAGGAUGAGUCGUUCCUCUCCUGCGUGCUGGCCACUUGCUCGGAGGCCCGCAUGAGAGAAAAGGACACGUUGAGGUACUCCAAAAAUCUGGCCGUCAAGGCAAUUGCGGAAAUCAUGGGACGGAUUCCGUGCUUUACGCACCCUGAAUUGGUUCUUGCUAUGGCGCUGGAGGCUCUUUACCAACUGAGCCUCAUGAAGCCCAAAUUGCCACUGAAGCUCCACAGCCUGAUUGUGCACGCAGCCUUUGCGGCUGUCGUUGAGGUGAAAACUGAGCCCGACAGACAUGAGCUGGACGAACGUUAUACUCUGAUGCUGGGAGGCCUCCUCUGGGAAGCCCCAAGCACUAAGCUCCUGAACUUGCUGAUGAAUGAACUGAGAGGUUACACCAAAAGUCCGGUUGCGGCGGAGAGGCAGCUGGCAGCCAGUGGCAUUGGCUCGCUGAUGUCCUAUGCCAAGGCGCUCCGUCGCCUGAAGAAUGUUCUCAUCCCUCUGGAGCUGGCUCACUUCUGCCCCAAAGAAGAUGACAUAAUGCUUAGUGUCGAUUUCAAUUACGGUGAGAAGACCGAAGUCUAAGUUUUGAGGCUCAGCAAUUAUGGAGCGGCAAUUUUUGCUUACUGUUUCAUUGUGUGUGUUGUUGCUAAUUGUGAUCAUUGCUGUUGUUUUCAAAUUAUUUCCUAUGCAAUAGUACAGUGGUACCUCAGGUUAAGAAUUUAAUUCUCAAUCUCAGUCAGUUUUAUUGCACAUGGCCAAAGGCUGCCACAAUGUACACAAAAUUAUUUGACAAUUAAAAGAAAAUAUACUGAAUUGAUAAAAAAAGACUUAAAACAUUUAUAUAAUUAAAA